AACAGGAACCAAGGCUCACUUGUUGAGGUACAUGUGCCGGAACGCUCGGUGCUCGUCGUAGAAGACGAGGAAAACCUCCUCGAAGCCCUGAGGUACAACCUGGAACGGGAAGGCUACCAGGUCCACACUGCCACCGAUGGCGGCGAAGGUCUUGAACUCGCCCGCAAGAUCAAUCCCUCACUGAUACUGUUGGAUAUUAUGCUCCCCACCCUGGACGGAUUCGAGAUUUGCCGGAUUCUGCGCCGGGAGUCGGAGGUCCCAAUCCUGUUGCUGACAGCCAAGGGGGAAGAGGUCGACCGUGUGGUUGGCUUGGAAUUGGGAGCCGACGAUUACAUUACAAAGCCCUUCAGUAUCCGGGAACUGAUAGCUCGAGUUCGUAAUACCCUUCGACGAACCAGGUACCUGGAAGAAAGCCAUACCGGCGAAAACGAGGAACAGCACUUCUGGACCGGCAGCCUGGAAAUAGACCUGAACAGCCACGAAGCCCGCCUGGCCGGGGAACCACUCAGUCUGAAGCCCAAGGAAUUCGACCUGCUGGCUUUGCUGGUGGCCAACAAGGGUCGGGCUUUCACCCGUGAUCAGAUACUUGAACGCGUCUGGGGCUACGACUACAUCGGCCAGACCCGCACUGUGGACGUUUAUAUUAGCUGGCUCCGUGAAAAACUCCAGGCAGACCCAACUACGGCCAGCAGUAUAGUUACUAUCAGAGGAGUAGGCUACCGGCUGGACGGAUGA
Geodia barretti is the source of this 735-nucleotide messenger RNA. The record is from the annotation of a GenBank genome assembly. NCBI's taxonomy places the organism in Eukaryota, Metazoa, Porifera, Demospongiae, Tetractinellida, Geodiidae.